This is a messenger RNA of Lucilia cuprina (Australian sheep blowfly), 1889 nucleotides long. Its product is annotated as zinc finger HIT domain-containing protein 2. NCBI's taxonomy places the organism in Eukaryota, Metazoa, Arthropoda, Insecta, Diptera, Calliphoridae. The transcript is spliced from 2 exons. The record is from RefSeq and is a predicted model, not a curated record. The coding region runs from base 276 to 1433 and encodes 385 amino acids.
CAAAAAUUAUUAUAUUAAUUAUGACACAACAAAUGCACUUAAUAAAAAAAUUCAACUGCCUUUAUAACUUCAAUUUACUAAAUGCAUCCUGGCAAUACCUUUAUAAAAUUAAUUAUUUUAUAUAUAUGUAUCACCCUGUCAACAGUAAACAUUACUCUUAUGUUCGUUAAUGUCAAAAGAUUGCACAGCUGACUUUUGUUUUGAUUCUUAAAAAUUUCCUAGCGGAAUAAUAAACAAAAUAUUAAGAAUAAAAAUCUUAGUUUUUUAGCAAAACCAUGUCUUCAGAAAACUGCCAAAUCUGCAAUAAGGCUCCCUUUAAAUACACCUGUCCCCGCUGUAAUAUUGUCUACUGUUCUUUGCCCUGUUACAAAUCACAGCAACAUCUAAAAUGUUCCGAAGAGUUUUACAAACAAUGUGUUCAAGAUGAAUUAAGUUCAGCAGGUGGAGAAGGUGCCAAUAAUAAAGAAGAUAUGCGUAAAAUUUAUGAUAUUUUAAAACGUAUACGAGAGUCGGAUGCUGGCAUAGAAGCGGAUAAUUUUGAUAUGGACGGCUUAGAUUCUGACGAUGAAGAAAACACACAUGGACUUGAUUGUGAAGAAGAAGACAUAGAACAGGAGGGAAAUUUAGAUGAGGAUGAUGAUAAUGAUGAAGAAGACAUCGCGGAGAGAUUAAAAGACAUCGACAUCAAUGAUGCGGAUGAAGUUUGGCAAAAGUUAACUGCAGCAGAGAAGGAAGAAUUUAAAAAGCUAGUUUCUACGGGUGAUAUAAUGAAAUUAAUGCCUGAUUUUAAGCCAUGGUGGAUAAGAAAAGAAAAUUCAAAAAUUGUUGUACUCUCAACGAAUGAAGAUCCAGAAAAAAACAAUGUUCCUAAAGUUGUCGAUAAUAUAGCAAAAUAUUCUACUAUCUGUAGUAAAGAACCUGCACCCUGUUUACAUUAUAAUCUUUGGAAUAUCAUGGCAGCCUACUCUUGCACAGUGCGUUUUUUUAAUGGUGAACAUUUUACUAAUCCUAAUGAAGCUACUGCGUAUCUUAUCAAUCUCAGUUCAACUCUUAAGUAUGGUACUAAUUUCGAAGAUGUCGAAGAUGCCGUCAUUUCUGUAGAAAUGGAAGCUCUAACCACGGGUAAUGGUGCAACACAACUUAUACCAACGACUGGUACACCAAAAUCAUUACUAGUAGAAGAUCGUGUGCAGUUAAAGGCAGAUUCUCGUCAGUUAAUGUCAACGCUAGGCAAUAAAUUGUCUGCAUUAAGUGAUAUUUUAAGAUUAUUACAACUAACGAAAAAGAUUCUCAAAGCUCCAAAUAAAAGUGAAGCUGAAUUUCAAAAACUUUUUGCUUUAAGCAGCGGCAUGGAAGAAUUGACACGUUCCAAAGUUCAACAGCUAAUCAAGAAAUUAGAGUUUUAUUUGUCCUAUGUUAAUAGAGAGAAUUAGUGAACCAUUUUUAAUAUUUAUAAUAAAUUUGAGUUUUAUAAACUGUUAUACUAUUACAUGUAUUAUAUUAUUAUUUUUUUUUAAUAAAAGAAUUUGAUACUGCAAUGAAAGUAAAUAUAAAAUAUUUUGAAUUCAAAAUUUCCUUAAAUAUAUAUUUUAUAAAAUUUUACUCCCUAAAUAGACUAUUUCAGUUACAAUUUGAAAUUUGUUUAUGAUAUGUAUUGCUUGCCCAAGAAGUGGUAAUAGAAACAAUCAAAUGUUUAAAUUUUAUUUUAUUGGUUAAAGUAAAAAAGUUAUAUUGUAUUGUGUAAUCUAAGAGACAACCUUAUCAUUAUUUUACUUUUUUUGUAAAUGCUUCUUUGUCCAUUUAUUUGAUUAUUCAUUACUACUGUUAAAGCUUUGUUCAAGUUUAUGACAUUUAAGUAAAUAAAGAGGUAGUAUGCACAUGCAAACAAA